AUGCCCAGCGCCGAGGCGGAGAGCGGCCCCCGGGAGGGGGCAGCGGGGGCUGCCGCCGGGGGGCCGGGCGAGGAAGAAGAGGAGGAGGAAGAGGAUGGCUUCGAGGAGUACGACGACUUCUCCCAGCUGCCCGACGCUUGCAGCAUCGCCUCCGACGACUCCUUCUACCCGCCGCGGGGGCUGGAGGAGGAGGAGGAGGAGGGGGACCGCCGGUCCCUGGAGCGGGGGGACCGCGGAGGAGCCGGGGCGCCCGGCUUCUUCCGAGCCUGCUGCGCCAACAACGCCGCCGGGCUCAGGGCGCUGAUCCGCCGGGGCCCCGAGGAGCAGGAGGUGCGGGAGACCGACCGCAACCGCCGGAACGGUCUUAUUGUUGCCUGUUACCAAGGUUAUGUGGAUAUUGUAAUAGCCUUAGCACAAUGCCCUCACCUUGAUGUGAACUGGCAGGACAACGAAGGGAACACGGCUCUAAUUACAGCUGCACAGGCAGGGCACAUAACGAUUACAAACUAUUUGUUGAACUAUUUUCCUGGGCUUGAUAUUGAGAAGAGGAAUGUCUUCGGAUUCACAGCACUGAUGAAAUCUGCGAUGCAGGGCCGAACUGAAUGCGUGAAAGCCUUGAUGUUGGCAGGGGCAAAUGUUCACGCGACCGACCCAAGCCGCGGACUGACUUCAUGGGAGUGGGCUUGUUACACAGGAAGAUCAGAAUCCGCCUUCAUCAUGCGAAAGCUGAUGGACAAGCCAUGCCCGGAGCAGUUUUGUGAUCAAUUUAAUCCAGAAUGGCCAAAGAUGAAGGAACUUCUUGCCAAGGCUGCAGAGCCAAAAACCUGUUUGCAGAGGAUUUCCGAGUGCAUGAGGGCAGCUGUCUCAUUACGGUCUUUCUAUGGCCCAGAAGAAGAGGGGGUCCUCGACCACAUGGUGAAGGUGACAACGAGUUUGGGCAGCCCUUUCAUUGCUCUGUCGUGCCGGACCGUGUGUCCAGGCAGCCCACCUUCUGUGGGGAAACGCAGACUGGCCGUUCCAGAAAUCCUGAGGAGGCAGAGGGCCGAGGAGAUCCGAUCGCGGGACAAAGAUCACAUCAGCAGCUACGAGAAGCUAUUUCAGCACUCCAAAGUCACGCUGAUCCCCAGGAAGAGGGACCGGCGAGCCAGCCUGCAGCCCGUCAGCCUGACGGCCUCCCAGGUGAACCCCGUGGGCGCCAGGAAAGCAAGCCUCCUGCCCCUCCACCUGCUCAGACGGAGCAGCGUCAGGCCGGGAUUUGUCAUCCCCAAAGUCCGGAUCAUCAAGGCGCCUCCGCCCACCUUCCAGCCAGAACAGGUGAGGAGGAGGAGCAGUGCGAAGGACGACCCCUAUUUGCAGAUUCCCAAAUGGAGAUACAAGGAGCUGAAAGAGGAGCGGAAGAAGGCAGAGGAGCAAGAGAAGAAAAAAGCAGCAGAGGCUCAGAAGCAGAGGCAGGUGUCCCCUGCCAGAUGCAGGACCUGAUUUAAAGGCAGCUGCUUAGAAGGUUCUAGAGCCGUUAGUCUCGUUAUCUGAGCAAGAUAACAGACUGAAUGCCUUCGCGCACGCCCACUGCGCACGGAGCUCCAGUGCUGGAAAAUGGUCUUUGGGGUGCAGAAGCAGGGCAAGGGCUGUGCCACAGUGUGUCUGACGGUGCAGCAGGGAGGUAUUUUGAGGGGGAAGGCUUGUUAAGUUUGCCUCUCUGCUGUCGAGAGGAAGUUUUAAGCGGUGCAGUCCUUUUGCGGUUUCUUUUUUCUCCAGUUCCGGGUGAAUGACGGAGAAGCAGCUCGAAAAACAGCAUGCGUGGGAAAGGAUCGUGUUCUGUGUUUGUUCAUUUUGUAACGGACAAAAUUAAGGAGUUGUGCUUUUGACACCACACUUCCCUCCCUCUCCUUGCUUAGGUAGACGUAUUGCAAGGUUUUAUAGUUGUAAUGAAAAGUUUAAAAUUAUACCCCAGUGCUGGUGGGCAGUGAAAAUCCAGGUCCACAAUUGUGUUGAAUAUACUAAGCACUUUAAUUCCAGUAAUCAAAGUUUAAAACAGGAUAGGUAUUAAACCAUACAGGUCUAUGCAGUCUGUAUGGAUGCAGUUCUUAAUGCUAUUGUUUGUUCUGUUGAACAUAAGAAGGGCCACAUAUGAAAUAUUUCUGUAGUCGAGGCAUUCACAUCCUCUGCAGGUAUAAAUCAGGGGCAGGGACUGAUUUAUUUGGAGCAGCAGAUAAAGCUGAGAUAAUUUUUGAAUGCCACUGUCACCUCCCCCGUUUGCUCCCUCGUGAAGUUUCCCUGUAUCCUCUAUCUGUUGUGUCCUCUGUAGUCUCAGGGAAUUUUUUGUCAUUGUGUUCAACUGUGAAAUAAGGGAGAUGGUGAGCCACAGGUGGGCUUCUUUUAGGUUGAUAUUUAAGUUCCUCUUAAAAAAAAAAAAAAAAAAACAAAACAAAACCUACCAGGUUUAUUGGGAGCUUUUUCAGAUUACAGCCAGGACAGGAAAAUUCUGCAGCUUCCAGAAGUUCAAGCAGUUUUCCCAGGUAUCACGACUGGUCGUACGCUAUGAACAGCCCGUCGGAGAUGCAGGACCAGGCAGCUCAGCCACUCAAGUUUAGAAAGCGUGGCCAGAUGUCAUUGUGAGCUUGGGUAGUACACCCCUGGGUGCCCGGAGAGGGCAGUACCUCACCCCCCUGUCCCAACGCUGGCAGAAAAACUUCCCUAGUAUAGCAGUGCAUCUCAGAAUGUCAGUUCCCGCAGGUUAAGGUUACGGCCUCAUCUGUUUUUACCAGCAGUCAGGCUGCACGGCAUGCCAAACCCUGGCAAAUUCGGAUAAAGGAGGGCUGUAAACCUGCUGCUUGCUGAAGAAAGACCACAUUCAUAAAAGUAAAGGUCAAAAGCAAGCGGCAGGUCACGCAGCGCAUGCUCAGGCUGUGUUUUUUGCUCAGGCUCUGCUCCCGUUCGAAAUUAAAUGUGCUGUGGUGUGCCCUCCUGACGGCGAGGCUCUGCUGGAGCCUGGGCAGACCACAGCUGCUGCUGUCACCAGCUUCUUCCCUCAAUUAAAGCGGGGGAAAACUUUCCCAUCCUUUACUCCCACGGCGCAAGGAGUGGCCACAUUCUCCCUGAACUUGUAAUGAAACUGUGCGUGUCGUGGGAGAAAUAAAUUCGGUUGAUUGAAAACUAGUGCGCAGGUUGGUAUCGCUAGCUAGAGCCUGCGGGGUCGGGGCUUGACAGGGCUUGUGGCAGACGUGUGAAACAGGGAUUUUUCCACACAGCCUGUUCUCUGUACGGCUUGUUGGCCUGCCUUGCCAGCUAGCUUCCCAGGUCAGAGUUGGAGGAACAGACACCCUGCUAAUAAACCUCUCCGGCCCUGCGGAUAUAAAGAGGAUUUUAGUCUGCCAGUGCAUCAGUGCUGUGGAAUUCAUAGGCACCAAUUUUGCAAUGGAUUUAGUGUGACUAGAAUAUAAGCUGAACUUCUUUCUUUGGAGAGUAGGAAGACAAUCUUUUAUCUCUGUGGCAAAGACAUCAGGGUGGACUUUGAAUUAGUACACUGGAUGGAAUGGUUUAGCUAUUAAUUUUCGUUUGCUGCCAACCCAGCGUACUGAAGAUUGAGCAUUCAGAUUCAGUAUCUGAAAAGCACCCUGUGCUGCAGGUGAACACUUGAAUUUGCACUCUGGGUAUCGCUUGCAGGAGACAUACACUUGACAGGUGCUCUCAGGGAUUAAUGUACAGUAUGUUAGAGUUAGGGGCUGAAGAUGAAGCCUGUUUUCUAACCCUUUGUACUUUAAUGUGUAUAAACACGUGGUAUUUCCAUUAAAAGAGGCACAAGCUGUUAAACUUC
Tyto alba (common barn owl) is the source of this 3814-nucleotide messenger RNA. It is a transcript of the gene ANKRD33B, whose product is annotated as ankyrin repeat domain 33B. The transcript is spliced from 5 exons. NCBI's taxonomy places the organism in Eukaryota, Metazoa, Chordata, Aves, Strigiformes, Tytonidae. The record is from RefSeq and is a predicted model, not a curated record. Gene Ontology annotation, molecular function: protein binding. Bases 1 to 1479 code for a protein of 492 amino acids.